CGGCCGCGUCCUUUAAACGCAGCUUUUUGGGCUUACCUAUGCUUGCUUAAAAAAAUACUCGUAUCCACCAAAUCCAACACCACCCACCUCUCUCAACAAGAUGCAGAUAUUCGUCAAAACCCUAACCGGGAAGACCAUCACUCUCGAAGUCGAGAGUAGCGACACCAUCGACAAUGUCAAAGCCAAGAUCCAGGACAAAGAGGGUAUCCCUCCAGACCAACAAAGAUUGAUUUUUGCUGGCAAGCAAUUAGAGGAUGGACGAACACUUGCUGAUUACAACAUCCAGAAAGAGUCAACACUCCAUCUUGUUCUAAGACUGAGAGGAGGAACUAUGAUCAAGGUUAAGACUCUUACAGGGAAAGAAAUUGAAAUUGACAUUGAACCAACUGAUACAAUUGAUAGAAUCAAGGAGCGAGUUGAAGAGAAGGAAGGAAUCCCUCCGGUGCAGCAAAGGCUGAUUUAUGCUGGGAAACAGCUUGCAGAUGACAAAACAGCAAAGGACUACAACAUUGAAGGGGGGUCUGUACUUCAUCUAGUUCUUGCAUUAAGAGGUGGUGGUAAUCUUUAAAAGAUGCCUGCUAAUGCUAUGUUAUCAAAGUUUACAUAAUUGAGCUCACACUCGAUGAUAUAUUCCAUGUGGGUCCAUAAUGAGACGUCGAUUGCCCCAUGACAAUGUGAUUUGUAUUUGUAUUUAUACUUGAGAUUUGGUGCAUUUUAUUCUGCAUUGCUUUUUGAGGGCUUG
Messenger RNA from Cynara cardunculus var. scolymus (artichoke), 742 nucleotides. RefSeq names its product ubiquitin-NEDD8-like protein RUB2. Gene Ontology annotation, molecular function: ubiquitin protein ligase binding; protein tag activity. Lineage: Eukaryota; Viridiplantae; Streptophyta; Magnoliopsida; Asterales; Asteraceae. The record is from RefSeq and is a predicted model, not a curated record. Bases 101 to 568 code for a protein of 155 amino acids. The transcript has 3 exons. Gene Ontology annotation, biological process: modification-dependent protein catabolic process; protein ubiquitination. Gene Ontology annotation, cellular component: nucleus; cytoplasm.